AUGGAGGAGCGGCUGCAUGCUGCCCGCCAGCAGCUGGAGGCGCUUACUGCGCGGGUGCGGGCUGAGCGUGAUGCGCAGCGGGGCGAGAGUGUGACAGAGCAUCCUCUGUCGCGCGGACUACACAUGACCGACCUUGGUGGGCCUGCAAGGCUACGAGCCGACGAGCCUCAGGUGGCGCCGUCCCGCUUGGCGGCGACUGCGCCACUCCCGCUCUACGCACACCGACCGACAGGCGGCGGUAGCGCUGCCCUCCGCGAGGUUCCGCUGGCUCUGUCGUCGACGGAGCGGACCUCACGGUCGACGUGGAUGCCCCUGGCUCGGCAGCCGCCGUCGCGGCUGGCCACCUCAGACGCAGUCCUCGUCGGUUCGGGCCGCGACAUGGCCGCCGAGCAGUAUAAGGAGAUGUAUUUGCGGAUGCGUGACCGUGAGGCAGCAGCCGCGCAGACGCUCGACGCCGAGCGCGCAGCGCACGAGGCAGCCCGGAUCCAGUGGAUUGCCUCGGUCCAGGAGCGCGAUCAGACACUCUCGGCGCUGCAGGUACGCCUCGAAGCUGCCGGCGCCCUCGAAAGAGUCAACUCGGUCCUCAAGUCGGAGCACGAGACGCUUCUCUCCGAGGUGGCGGCUCUCAAGCACCGCAUACAUGCCUGCGAGGGUCAAAAGGCAUCGCUCGAGGCUGCGCUCGAGAAGCAGCAUCGCACCGUCAUGGAGCUAGAGGCUGCCCUGGCUAGAAACGAGGCUGAUGCCCGCCUCCGUGUCAACGCCGAGGCACAGCGCGCGGGCAAGCUGGAAGAGCUCCUGGCUGCAGCACGCGCCAUCAUGAACGAGCAGGAGCGGACGCUCGAGGUGCUGCGUGGCGAGGCCGAGGCCGCGCGGGAAGCCGCAUCCGCCGCGCGUGUCCAAGCCAAGACUCUGCCGCGCGACAUCUCCUCGUCGCCAUCGCCAUCGCCAUCGCCAUUGUCGUCGGCGAACAAGGCCAAGGUCGAUGAGGCAUCGGCACUGGCACUGGCUACGCUGGAGCGGCAGUGCCAGUUGAUGGGCGACGAGCUCCAUGACAUUGGCGCACUGGCGUCGCGGCUCGAGGCCGAGCGCGAUGCACUGAAGGACAAGGUCGACAGCAUGGCGGCCGAUGUUCGGGCCACUAGAGGUGCUGCGCUUGACUUGCAGAAGGAAAAUGCGAGCCUAAGGAACCAGUUGCUUCACAAGCCCGAUCCGGCCAAGCUUCAGUCAGAGCUGGUGUCGGUCCGGGCCGCGCUCGACCGCGAAGCUGCUCGCGCUGCCGACCUCGAGCGGUCCGCCGCCAAGGCGUCGGAGCAAACCUCACUCCUCUCCGAGAACGAGUCCCUCGCCGUCAAGCUCAUCGAGGCUGAGGCCGCCCUGGCUGCCAACUCGCGGGAGUUGUCUGCUGCCCGCAAGCCACCGCCGCUGCCGACGCGCUUGUGUGAGGCGCUCGAGCGUCUUGCGGCUGCCGAGGCCGACGCUACAGCCCUGCGUGAGGAUGUCGUCAAGCUCCAGGCGCAGUUGGCAGCUGCCGAGGAACAGGCGACAACUGCGCGUGAAGAUGCCAGCGCGCUCCGAGCUCAGCUGGCGGCUGGCGAAGUCCAGCUGCAAGCCGCAGCCAAUGGCGUCAACGUCGAAUUGCCCGCUGCACAGGUCUCAGAGGCCGACCGCAAGCAGAUCGACUCCCUCAAGGCCGACCUAGCUGCCGCCGAGGCCGCAGCAGCGACAGCGCGUGAGCAGGUCGAGGAGCUCCAGACAGAGCUGGCAUCGGCGUUGCAGGCUGCCGGAAACAACAGCAAGGAGCAGGAGUCCGUUGAAGCCGAGCUGGCGGCGAAAGUGGCCGAGUUGGAGAAGCAGCUGGAUGCGGCACAGGAUGAGGUGGCUCGCGCGGUGCAUGAGGCUGUCAAUGUUCAGGAGACGCUGAACGAGGUACAGGCCGAAGCCGAGGCCGAGCGCAAGUCUGCGGCGUCGCUGGUGGCUGCCCUCGAGGAAGAGCGUGACUCGGCCAAGUCAUUGGUGGCCUCGCUUGAGGCCGAGCUGUUCUCUGCAGGAAAGGAGGGUGCCGAGCAGGUGCGCGAUCUGGGGCGCCGAGUCAACGAGCUCGAGUUUGCCCUCUCAGUCGCGGAGUCACGAUCGGCUGAAGCCGAGGCGUCGCGUAAGCGAGCCGAGGCUCACAUUGCCGAGCUCGAGGCCGAAGCAUCAGCCCUCGAACGAAGCGACGAUUCGGACUCGGACGGGACGGCGCUCACGGCAGUGACCCACGACUCGGAAUCGUCUUCGAGCAGAGACGUUGGCACGGCGCAGCGCAACGAUCUCCCGACCAAAGCGCAGUCAUCGGCCCGAGACCGCUACUCUACGCUCCGCGACUCGAAGCAGUGGACGUACGAGACCAUGGACUCGGUCUCGACGCUCUCGUCGUAUCCGAUGUCACACAACGUGGUUGCCGAGCUCAACAACGAGAAUGAGCGGCUCCGCGACGAGCUGGCGGUGCUGGAGGACAAGUACGCGCACAUCACGGAGAAAGCGGUGGCACUCGAGGAUAAGUUUAAGGCGAAGCUGCAGGAGGUCAUGCAAAUGAUGGCUAAUCAGGUGGCAUACGCACGUGAGCUGGAGACCGAGAUCGAAGAGAUUGAGAGCCACAACGCCGAGCUACAAAUUGCGCUUGACGAGGCCAAGCAAGCGCUCCUGGAAUCCAAUCUCAAGAUCAAGUCAUUGCAGGGCAACAUUCAUGCGCUCGGGGCACCGGCCGCCGAAGACGCCAAUGGCGGCGACGAUGGAGCAGGUCCGGCCGUUGUCAUCAAGGUUGACACACCCGGGCGGGACAAGGGCAAGGGCGACUCGGACUCGCCAGUGCCGACGCUCCAGCUGCCCAAGUCAGGAAGCCCACCGCCGGUCUCGCCGCGCCCGCGGCUAGCCGGCCAGAUGGCGCUUUCGACGCCACAGCACGCACAGCUUGUCUCCCGCAACAAGAAGGCGAGCCCAGGCAAUCGCAAGUCGCCUGGUGAGAAGUCUGUCUUUGAGCUCUUCUCCAGCGAGACAGCCAAGGAACCGUGCGUAGCCUGCGGCAAGCUGCUGCAGCCGCUCUCGUCACUUUUGUUUGGCGAGGAGUCGUUCCACGCUCAUUGCGCGCCGAUGUGCGCAGCGUGCCAGCAGCCGCUGGUUGGCGUCACCACGCCCGAGCAGCGCGAGGCCAAAGCGCAACAGAUCCAGGCAUCGAUCUCCGCCGACCGGCGGACGCUCACUGGGCUCGUCUCGCUUGAGGAGCUGUAUCUGGAGGGCUCGGUGGAACGUGCGGCCGUCGAGGAGCAAAUUGCGCUGCUGGAGGCCAAUGUGCGGGCGGCCACGCGCGACAUGCACGGGCUCUUCUUCUACGAGCCGCCAUGGGUCCGCAUCGAGACCGAGGACGGGUUCGGGCGUGUCCACUUUGAGUGCAUCCGCGACGCCAACGACGGCUCGCCGAUCUUGGCUGCCUUUCCGCAACUCGAGCUUUCCAUCCCAGCACAGGCGCAGGUGGCGCUCAACGAGGUGACCGACCUGACAGCAUCGCCGACGCUCAACUUGUCAUCGUCGGCUGCAGGCUUGCCUGAUGGCGAGCGCAGCCUCUCGGCGCGGAUCAAGGUCGAAGUGGUCAACGCCCGCGGCCUCCAUCAGCCCGGCCGUCACAAGCCCAACGUGUACUGUCAAGUCAAGCACGGACGGACGAAGCGGAAGACCAAGGUGGUGAAGCGGAGCCUAGCUCCGGUCUGGCGCGAGGCCUUUGUGCUCACGCUUGACACCGACGUGCCGUCGAUCGAGGUGUCGGUCAUGGGCAAGGAGAAGCUCCGCGACUCGUUCCUCGGACGGGUGGUCAUCAACAUUGCCAAGUUUUGCGACGGCGAGCGCCAUGAUGACGUCUUUAUUCUCCAGCGGCGGUCAUCGAAGAACAGGGUCUCCGGGGACAUCCGCCUUCGGCUGCAGGCCUUCCUCCAGCCGCCGCCCAUGUCGCAAGCCUCGUCGUCAGCCUCGCUCCCGAUCGGCAGUCCCUCUGGUGGUGGCUCACCCAAGACGGCGCAUUUUCCGCUCAGCCACUCGUAACCAGCACCCCACCCCACACUUUCUCCUCCACUGUGCUUCAGCUUGCAAUCGUCUUGCAGUCGACCUUGGCCUUUGAAAUCUGGAUAGCCGGCGUCACCCACGCCCCGCACGAGCAUUGGGUCCCGGACCAAAAGUACUUGCCGAGCUUGGCCUUGCACUUUGGGCAGCAGACAC
Thecamonas trahens ATCC 50062 is the source of this 4245-nucleotide messenger RNA. RefSeq lists its product as uncharacterized. The record is from RefSeq and is a predicted model, not a curated record. NCBI's taxonomy places the organism in Eukaryota, Apusomonadida, Apusomonadidae. Bases 1 to 4071 code for a protein of 1356 amino acids. The transcript has 2 exons.